AUGGAUCAAGAUGAAUCAUCUAGCAUGAUUUCAAGUGCCAAAAACACCAAUUAUGGUAUUCAUCAAAGUAAUAAUAGUAAUUACUAUAAGAGAGCAAAGCAUGAUCAUGAUCAACAUAAUCAUCGCGAUUAUGUUGAUCAAACGACUAAUGUUUGUGACAUUAGCGAUAAUAGUAAUCAUGUUAUGAUUAAUAUUAGUUCACCCUCGGCGAAAUUUAAAGGUGUUGUGCCACAACAGAAUGGUCACUGGGGUGCACAAAUCUACGCCAACCAUCAGAGGAUUUGGCUUGGAACGUUUAAGUCUGAGAAGGCAGCUGCCAUGGCGUAUGAUAGCGCUGCCAUCAGACUCCGAAAUGGGGACACACAUAGGAACUUUCCGUGGACUAACGUUACUCUCCACGAGCCUGAUUUUCAAAGCCAAUACACUAUGGAAGCAAUUCUCAACAUGAUCAAGGAUGGUUCUUAUCAAUCGAAAUUCGAAGAAUUUUUGAGAAAUCGAUCUCAAAAAAAGGAAUUUGUGGAGAAUAAUAGUGUAAGUACUACUAAUCAUCAUGAUCGUCAUCAUUUUCAUCAUCCUCAUCAUCAUUUCAACCAACAAAUUAGGGUUCAUGGAGAUGCACAAUUUUUGUGUAGACAACUCUUUCAAAAGGAGUUGACACCAAGUGAUGUUGGUAAGCUCAAUAGACUUGUUAUCCCUAAAAAAUAUGCAGUGAAAUAUUUUCCUUACAUUAGUGAGUUAGCCGAAAGCGGGAUUGAAGAUAUUGAGCUAGUUUUCUACGACAAGCUAAUGAGGUCAUGGAGAUUUCGGUAUUGUUAUUGGAGGAGUAGCCAGAGUUUCGUCUUCACAAGAGGUUGGAAUCGUUUCGUGAAGGAAAAUAAUUUGAAAGCCAAUGAUGUUAUAACAUUCUAUACAUGUCAUAAGUGCAAUGUUCAUGGAACAAGGGAUGAAAAUGGCCAAAUUUUUUGCUUAAUUGAUGUAACUCAUAAUAAUGGGAUUAUUGAAAGCCAAAGUUGUUUGAACAAUAGUGGUACUAAUAAUAGUAAUAAUAUUGAAGUGAUGAAGGUUGAUUUGGAUCUUGAUUUGGAUUUAGAUUUGAAUUAUCAUCAUCAUCAUGAGGAUAAAUUUGAUCAUGAAGCCAUAGCCAUUAGUACUACUCAUCAUCAUGAGUUCAAAUACAAAGAAGUUGAGGCAUCUAGAAGUGUGGAGGAGAAAAAGUUUAGGUUAUUUGGUGUAGACAUCAAGUGAUGAUAAAAAUGUAAAACUAUAGCUUGAUAAUUGGUCAUAUAUAUAACUAUAUAUUUAUAUAUAUAACCAAUUAUACACAAAUUUUUUUUCAAUGCAAUCCUUGAUUAGAAUGUAAUUUUUCCUUUUAGCAUUAGAUUUUUUUUCAUAUGAAUUAUUGCAAUUUACGCUAGCUUAAUAGUAAGUACAUUGCUCCCAAGAUAAUAUUAACAAUAUUGUAGGUUUAUUUAUAUUCUUUGCAAAAUAGUAAGAGAAAUUUUAUUUAUUAUUAUUUUGUAACAUAUAUAUAAGAUUAAUUACUUUUUUUUUACAUAGAU
Molecule: messenger RNA, 1559 nt
Organism: Cannabis sativa
Lineage: Eukaryota; Viridiplantae; Streptophyta; Magnoliopsida; Rosales; Cannabaceae
Product: AP2/ERF and B3 domain-containing transcription factor At1g51120-like
Exons: 2
Coding region: 1-1245 (414 amino acids)
Biological process (GO): regulation of DNA-templated transcription
Molecular function (GO): DNA-binding transcription factor activity; DNA binding
Source: RefSeq, a predicted model, not a curated record